UAUGUCAUUCUAUACUGUGUUGUGUGUCUGAUUUCGAUUUGUUUUUAUUUAUUUCCGUGACUUUAUUAGUAACAAAAUCUUUAUAAUAACUGUAUAAAUUAUGAAAAUGGUCUAUACACAUUCUAGAAACCAAUUAUAAUAAACAUGGCAGCAGCCUUUCAACAACAAAUAUUUGCUUUAGACGCUCGCUUCAACGCUUACAGGGCUCCGAACAAUCCCAACUUUAAAACCUUGUAUAUACGAAGACGCAGUCAAUUGCUAAGGGAGAAUGCUAAAUUCAAAGACAUAGAGACCAUAAAGAAGUACCUCCACAUCCGGAGCCAGCUGCUGCAGCGCCGCUAUGGAGUCCAGGACAACAUAUCCAUCAGCUCGGCUUCCUCUCGCCAGAGAUCCAGCAGCAAGGCAAGUCUGGCGCUUGACGACUUCCCUCAGAGCUCCAACAACAAGAAGAAAAAUGAAAUGUCCAUAUCAGAGAACUAUGCGUUCACUGGAGUACACCAUAUUUUUGACCAGCAUUCGGAGCAAGUGAGCGUAGUAAAGUUCGCCAAUAACGACCGUUCGAAACUUGCAUGCGCGUCGCACGACGGAUCUGUCUCCAUCUGUGACGUCACCGCGUCUCCGCCGCGAGUCAGCUUCGUGCUGGAGGGUCAUACGCAGCCCGUCACAGGUUGCGACUGGUCAGCGUCCAAUGAGCUGGUGGUAUCGGUGGGGCUGGACGGGAUGCUGGUGGUGUGGGACGUGUCGCGGCGCGCGCGCCUGCGCGCCGUGCAGGACCAGAUGCGCGCGCCGCUGCUCGCCGUCGCCUUCCAGCCCGCCAACAACAACAUGGUCAUUGCCGGAAACGCAAAAGGGAUGGUCGAAGUGCUGAACGUGUCCACAGGAAUAUACCCGAAAGGCGGCAGUAGCAUUCUGGGCGGUCGUGUGCUUUCUAUAGCUUGCGAAUCGAGCGGACGAAUGUUUUGGGCUGCUAAUGACAAGGGUGUGAUAGUGAGCUACCGUCUGGAGGGCGCGGGGGGAGCGCUAAGUAAGCUGCGGCGCUGCUGCGUGGACGGAGCUGUGUCGUGCCUGAGCUGGAGCCCCUGGCUGGCGCGCCAUCCCGCGCUGCUGGCCAGCGUGGCCACCGACACGCUCUACCUGUUCAGGAUCGCAGACCGUGACGGCACCUUGGCCUUGAAGAAGCGUUUCUCCACGAUGCACCGCGAGCACAGUGUCAAAUCAACGUUCUGCCCAAUCAUGUCGUUCCGACGCGGAGUCUGUGUUGUGACAGGGAGCGAAGAUGCCACCGUCUACUUCUUGGAUAUAGAGGGGACUUCCAACCAGCCUGUAGUCAACAAGUUACAAGGGCACGCGUCGCCAGUGCUGGGCGUGAGCUUCAGCUACGACGAGAGCCUGUUGGCCACCAGCGACGCCUCCGGGCUCGUCAUCAUCUGGCGGCGACCCUGACUUCAUACCAACUAAUAGCGCUGGAGGCCUAUGUCUGCAGUGGACGUCUUCUCAAAUGAUGAACCAUGCUGACCAGUACGAACAGACUUAUUUCUUGAUCGGAAAUUCUUGUACAUUAUUACAUAUUCACGCCUGUAUUCCCUUAAGAGGUAGGCAGAGCACUGAAAUUGCUCAAGUUUCAGUGUCACUCUUGGCUAUUAGGGUUUGAAAGUUGUGAGAU
This is a messenger RNA of Leguminivora glycinivorella, 1663 nucleotides long. RefSeq names its product WD repeat-containing protein 13-like. NCBI's taxonomy places the organism in Eukaryota, Metazoa, Arthropoda, Insecta, Lepidoptera, Tortricidae. Gene Ontology annotation, cellular component: nucleus. The transcript has 11 exons. Bases 145 to 1443 code for a protein of 432 amino acids. The record is from RefSeq and is a predicted model, not a curated record. Gene Ontology annotation, molecular function: protein binding; promoter-specific chromatin binding.